This is a messenger RNA of Entelurus aequoreus (snake pipefish), 747 nucleotides long. RefSeq names its product low affinity immunoglobulin epsilon Fc receptor-like. The transcript is spliced from 5 exons. Gene Ontology annotation, molecular function: signaling receptor activity. Bases 1 to 381 code for a protein of 126 amino acids. The record is from RefSeq and is a predicted model, not a curated record. NCBI's taxonomy places the organism in Eukaryota, Metazoa, Chordata, Actinopteri, Syngnathiformes, Syngnathidae.
AUGUUCUUUUCUUCUUUGCAGGCCAAUGGUAAAUACAUCUACCAAAAGGGUCCCGAAACCUUUAAAGAAGCAAAGGACAUAUGCAUCAAUAAGUUUGGUGCCAAUCUGGUGUCAAUCCACAAUGACCUGGAACACAAAGAGGUUCUUCAAGUGAUCCGCAGCAAUAAUGGCGGAGCCAUCGUAGACACCUGGAUAGGACUCGAUGACAUCAUCCAGGAGGGUUCCUUUGUUUGGAGUGCUGGCACACCCUAUGUCCCUAGUGCCUUUAGUUCAUUUGCUGUCAAAGGCAAUAUUAAAUCAAAAGACUAUGUGUACAUUGGAACUGGUGGAAUGGGGUGCGCUAGCAAAGGCAGUGUCCAGAGACCAUUUGUUUGCGCCUAAGAUAUAUAGUCUAAUCGACGACAGCGGCCCUACAAGACAUGAGCAAACUAUGACUCUGCAUGUCAUAUAUUGGCCAAUAAGCUUUUCAAUCUGUCCCACGGAAAGCUUCCAAAUUCGCUUUUACCGCCUUCAACAUUCAAUGCUAUUGAAUAAAUGGUUUCUGAAGCUGAAGCGCGGUGGCUGGGGUCUGCAGACUAGCAUGGUGGAGGACAGAAAAACAAUAUUUCUGCGACAAAGUUCUUUAGAAAAUUUCCAUUUUAUGGGACAUUUGUGAGUUUGUUUUCUUGUUUGGCUGUGUUGUUUGUCACAUUUUUGCUGUGUUUGUGCUUGAUGGCAAAACAUGUCUAUGAGGUCGUCGCUUGGGUG